This is a messenger RNA of Cygnus atratus (black swan), 978 nucleotides long. RefSeq names its product sperm acrosome associated 6 (gene SPACA6). Gene Ontology annotation, biological process: fusion of sperm to egg plasma membrane involved in single fertilization. NCBI's taxonomy places the organism in Eukaryota, Metazoa, Chordata, Aves, Anseriformes, Anatidae. The coding region runs from base 1 to 978 and encodes 325 amino acids. The transcript is spliced from 9 exons. The record is from RefSeq and is a predicted model, not a curated record.
AUGGGGUGGUGGGUUUCCCUCCUGCUGGUGCUGGCCCCCAGGCUCCCUGGACACCCAGGCAUCCAACCAGUGGAACAUGGCCUGUGGCAGUGGGUAGUCCUGGUGCCCUGGCUUCCUGGGGUUCGCCCCUGCCUGCUCUGCUUUGGGCCUCCCAUGCAGUGGACCCGUCUUUGCCAUGACAUCACCAGGACCUCCUUCAAGGGUCCCCAGCAGCAACACUGCCUGGAGGCGCUUGCUGAGGCUGCUGUGCCACUUGCUCCUGUCACUGUAGGGUCAGGUCAGCGUGAGGCACUUCGGGAGAUCAUCAUGGAUGCCCUGCAUUUUCUGGAGAAGCAGAAGGAAAUAAAGCCUUUUGAGGUGUCUCUGCAGGAAGCCAUCAAUAUAAUCUGGGUGAAGCUGAGCCAACUGGAAGAAGCUCCAGCCUGCAUCCCCCCCUGUGGGUACCAGCCAGCUGCCCGCAUCUUCCAGUGUGCAACCUGCCGCCUUGUGGACUGCCAGUUCCCCCUGGACUGCCCAGUUCAAGAUGUGUGGGUCCAUGAAGAUGAAGCCACCACUCUGCACUGUGAUGUGCCCUUUGCCGUCCCUCCAGACCUGCCCAUUACCUGGAUGUUUGCCAAGGAUAUACGCACGCAGGACCUAGCACUGUUCGAGGAACUGCAGGAGAGUUUGGGGGAACCUCCCAGUCUGACCCUCCAGGACCCCACUCUAGGAACCAUUGCCUGUCGCCUGGGGGCCCCAUCUGAGACCCUGGCCCGCAAGUACUUCUACCUCAAUGUAUCAGGGGGAAGUGUGGAGGCAGAGAAGGGACUCCAGGCCCACUUCAGAGCUGUGCUGCGCUGGCCCCACAGCAGUACCCCCCUGCAGCCCACAGUGUCACUGGAGCUGGGGCUGGCACUUGGCCUCAUGGGGCUAGUGCUGCUACUGGUGGCCUCUUGGUGGUGUUUCCGGAAACCUCCAGAGCCUCCCAGACCCCUGUGA